AUGGGGCUUUUCUCAGCAACCAAAGAUCGCUUAUUGCGAAAACACAGAAAGAACGCAGAUAAAAGAGCAGUUGGUGACGAGGUAUCACUUUCACCAGCGCCAGAGACCACAGACCCGGAUACACCUCCCCUCGACAGAACGACCUCGAUCGAUGUUGCCGAUACACAGGCCAAGCCGGCUGACUCCUCAAUCUCGAACUCCACUCCCAAUUUACCGCCCUUCUCUUCUGUUUCUGAUAAACCCACGCUGACAGACGCACCACUUGUGGAAACACAAAAAAAUGGAGAGACCCGAUACGAAGUCUGGUCCAGAUCCUUUGCCAUGUUUCAGGAGAGAGAUACAGGCCAGGAGCUAGUGACAGCCUAUACGAAUUAUCUAGCUUCUUUGCAGGGCGAAGACACACCUACAAGCAUAGAUUUCUCAAAUCCAGAAUCUGUUGAAGAUGUCGUUAAGAUGCUGUUGGCAGAUCGAGAGCAAAAGCAGUGGAAAUUUCACAUUCGGAGCCACAAUAUCAGCGUGCGAGAGCAAGUUGAGAAGUUGGGCAAAUUCCUCCUUUGGUCCGAUCCACUCGUGAAGACUGCUGUCAGUACUCAGCCACUUGCAGCACUUGCAUGGUCCGGCGUCUCCUUGAUUCUUCCUCUCAUUAUGAGCAGCGCUACAGAGAAAGGGAAUAUGGCGAAUGGCUUGGAGGGUAUUGGUGAGCUUCAAAUGUUCUGGCAAAUCUUCGAGACAGAGUAUCUCGAGUCCGAUCGUCGACAGCAUUAUGAGAAUCUCAUACAGCCUUUAGCAAAGCUCUAUUCCUAUGUGAUUGAAUAUCAGGCUCGGGUCAUUUUCCAUCUGACGAGUCCCCAGCACUCCCGCGUAUGGCAGGAUGUGCAAGGGUCAAACGCGUGGACGGGGAUGGUGGAAAAAAUCGACAAGAGUGAUGAAUCCUGCCGCAACUUGCUCCAAAUCACUACAAAGUCGAAGAUCCAGGAGAACAGUGACCAGCAGCUGCAAGAGAUCCAGAAAUUGCGUACCACCCAGGAAAAGACCCUCCAAUGUAUAGAACAAGGUCAAAAAGACGACAAGGAAGAGAAACUGCUGCAUGCGUUGGCCAAAGCUGCUGAUAGCUACGAGGAAAACAUGAGUCGGAAUCUAAUCAGAGUCCCCGGGACCUGUGAGUGGAUUUUAGAGGAUGAGGGCUUCAAUGGGUGGCGCGACAGCAGCUCAGGCGUCCUCUGGGUGGCAGCAGGCCCUGGCCGUGGUAAGUCAGUCUUGUCGAGGUCGCUGAUAGACGAAAAUCAUCUGGACGCCAGCACGAUUACCCUCACGUCCGCAGGUGUUCUGACUAGCGCAACAUCGGUUGUUGCUCAUUUCUUUUUCAAAGAGGGUGCUGGUGGCAAGAUGGACGGUACUCAAGCGCUGUGUGCAAUACUUCGACAGCUCUUCUGGUCUCCAUCCACCCAGGAAUCUACGAGACUGAUCAGACAUGGGUUGCCGGGGUAUAAGGCAAAUGGUGACUCUCUUGUUCCAAAAUUUCCCGAGUUAUGGCGAAUCCUGGUGGCGUGUGCGGCAGACCCCGAGGUCGGCGAAAUCACAUGUGUCAUGGAUGCGUUAGACGAAUGCGAAAAGAGAAGUGCACACCAGAUCAUUGAUACACUUGAGGAAUUCUACAGCACAGAUCAGACGUUAGCGCGAUCCAAGCUCAAAUUCUUCAUCACAAGUCGUCCACUUCAAAACCUGCAAGAUCGGUUUGACGGUUUAUCAAACAAUGCAACAUAUCUACGACUUGAUAGCGAGAGUAAAUCUGAGCAGAUUCAACAUGAGAUUGACCUAGUCAUUGACGAAAAAGUUGAGGACAUCACAAAGGGCUUCACCGAAAGCGAUCGAGAAAAGAUCAAGCUCCGUCUGAAAAACAUGCAGAAUCGCACAUACCUCUGGCUACACCUGAUAUUCAACAUCAUCCACAACGAUCGCCUAGAAUACAGCAGGUACUCAGAUCUAGAAACACUCUUGGAUGAUCUACCAGAGGAAGUCUCUCAAGUAUACGAACGGAUGCUGAGUGGAAGCAAAGACAAGUCGCGAUUGAAGACUCUUCUUGAAUUUGUGCUCGUGGCCCAACAGCCUCUUACUCUUGACGAGGCGAACAUUGCCUUGACCCUAGCUAUUCAAGACCAAAAGGGUCAAGCAGUUACAUCACACGAAGAUCUCAUGGCCAAGAGAUGGCCAAGCGAUCAGUUUCAAGGCUAUAUCAUGAAUCUCUGCGGUCUUUUUAUCAGCGUCCACGAGGAAAAGCUUUCGUUCAUUCACCAGACCGCACGAGAAUUUCUGACAACAUCCAAGAAAGCAAAGGAGGAAGGAUAUUGGAAAGGUGUCUUCGAUUUGCCUCACUCGCACGGCACAACAUCGCGACAAUGUCUGCAGUACUUGUUGCUGCCCGACGUCAGCUGGAGGACCGAAUGGGAUGCUUAUUCGGAGGAUCACCUAUCCGAGGGCAUCAGAAAUCGGAAAUACCCCUUUCUUUCGUAUUCCGCUCGGUACUGGAAUUUACAUUUUAUCGAACAGGAGGCUUCGCUUGCUGAGCAAUACACAGAAGAUGCGCGCGUUCUCUGUGAUGUGAAAAAGCAUCAUUUAAGCACUUGGGCUCCAAUAUUCGAUUAUUCUGAAUUCCACGAUGUUUCAGUCCUGACAGAUCUGCUUGUGGCGUGUUAUCUUGGAAUAACGCAGGUCAUCCAAGUACUGCUAGACGAAGGUUUCGACGUCAACAUCCAAGAUCAAUGGUCGCUCACGGCCCUACAAGCAGCAUCGCUGAGGGGUUUUCAGCAGGUUGUCCAGAUACUACUAGACAAUGGCGCCGAUCUCUAUUCCCAAUUUGGAAGAUAUGGCAUAUCACUCCAAGCAGCAUCCUUCGGAGGCCACGAAAAGAUAGUCGAGAUCCUACUCAACCAGGGCGCAAAUGUUAACAUAGAGAGUAGCGAUUUUAAAAAAGCACUCCAAUUAGCAUCCUACGAGGGCCACGAAAGGGUCGUCAAGAUACUCCUUAAAUGGGGGGCAAAAGUCAAUAUGCAAGGUGCAGACUUUUAUACAGCACUCUAUGACGCAUCCUUAGAAGGCCACGAAAGGGUCGUCGAGAUACUCCUCAAUCAUGGAGCAAACGUCAAUAUGGAAGGUGGAUACUAUGAUACACCACUCCAAGUAGCAUCCUUCAAAGGUCACGAAAGGAUCAUCGAGAUACUGCUCAACCAUGGAGCAAAUAUCAAUCUCCAAGGUGGACACUAUCAUACAGCACUCAUAGCAGCAUCAGUUAAUGGCCACGAAAGAAUCGUCGAGGUGCUACUUAACCAGGGAGCAAAUGUCAAUCUGCAAGGUGAGGUCUAUGGCACAGCACUCCAAGCAGUAUUAGCUAUGGGCCACGGAAGGAUCGCCGAGACACUACUUGAAUGGGGGGCAGACGUCAAUCCUCAAUACGGAUCCUCCCAUACACCACUCCAAGACGCAUCCCUCGCAGGCCUCGAAAGAGUAGUCGAGAUACUACUUAGCCAAGGAGUAAACGUCAAUAUACAAAGUGGAUACUGCCAUACAGCACUCCAAGCAGCAUCCAUGGGAGGCUACGAAAGGAUCGUCGAAGUGCUACUCAACCAGGAGCAGACGUCAACCUACAAGGUGGAGACCACAAUACAGCACUACAAGCAGCAUCAGAGCAAGGCCUUGAGAAAAUAG
Penicillium concentricum is the source of this 3702-nucleotide messenger RNA. RefSeq lists its product as uncharacterized. NCBI's taxonomy places the organism in Eukaryota, Fungi, Ascomycota, Eurotiomycetes, Eurotiales, Aspergillaceae. Gene Ontology annotation, molecular function: protein binding. The record is from RefSeq and is a predicted model, not a curated record. The transcript is spliced from 2 exons. The coding region runs from base 1 to 3702 and encodes 1233 amino acids. Gene Ontology annotation, biological process: innate immune response. Gene Ontology annotation, cellular component: cytoplasm.